Molecule: messenger RNA, 722 nt
Organism: Lolium rigidum
Lineage: Eukaryota; Viridiplantae; Streptophyta; Magnoliopsida; Poales; Poaceae
Product: chromatin structure-remodeling complex protein SYD-like
Exons: 5
Coding region: 219-722 (167 amino acids)
Source: RefSeq, a predicted model, not a curated record
UGCACAGGUCUAGUGGAAAAUGGCGGAGGCGGCGAGCUCCAGCUCCGGCACCUAGCUCACGCGCAGCUCAUCGACCCCUGCCGCCGCGGUCCCCGGAGACCCCGCGCCGCGGCCGGCGACCGCCACCAGCUCUGCCGAGCGGCGGCUCCACGAGCUCUCCACCCAUCCCGUUCUCCCGCUAGGGUUUUCCCCGAUCCCCAAUCUCUGCAGAGUUUACAAUGGCUUCAUCACAACAUGUUGAAGUGGAGGCUGCGAAGCUACUUCAGAAGCUCAUUCAGGAGUCCAAGGAUGAGCCCGCCAAAUUAGCAACUAAACUUUAUGUGAUAUGUCAACAUAUGAAGUUAAGUGGAAAAGAGCAGUCUUUGCCAUAUCAGGUCAUAUCUAGGGCCAUGGAGACUGUUGUAAACCAACAUGGAAUUGAUAUGGACGCACUGCGAUCAUCACGAGUUCCAUUUGCUGGCGGUCCGCAAGCAGUAGAUUCUAGCGGUGUUCUGUCAAAGGACAAGGAGAUCAUUGGUAGUCAGUCUCCCAUGGUUGGAAGUGAUGCAUCCCAGGGUAGCGGGCAAGCUGCACCAUGGCAGUUUCCAUCAGGUUCAACAGAUAUGACAAGUCAUGGGGUAUAUAUUCCAGGGAGGGUUCCGACAGGACAAAAUAGAGGCGAUGUGCGCCUUGGCGCACGACCCCGUAGAAUUCGUAUUGGUCUACAUUUUAUACAACGGUGA